CCUGCGCGACGGGAAGUGACGUCAGGACGACGGGGUGGGGUCCUGGCGGCUCCCGGAAGUAGCUGCCCGCCGCGGUGCCUGCGCAAGGCCCCGUCAUGGCUCCCACCAUCCAGACGCAGGCGCAGCGGGAGGAGCCGGGCCACAGGCCCAGCUCCCACCGGACGCUGCCCGAGAGGUCGGGCGUCGUCUGUCGCGUCAAGUAUUGCAACAGCCUCCCCGACAUCCCCUUCGACCCCAAGUUCAUCACCUACCCCUUCGACCAGAACCGGUUCGUGCAGUACAAGGCGACGUCGCUGGAGAAGCAGCACAAGCACGACCUGCUGACGGAGCCCGACCUGGGCGUCACCAUCGACCUCAUCAACCCCGACACCUACCGCAUCGACCCCAGCGUGCUCCUGGACCCAGCGGAUGAGAAGCUGCUGGAGGAGGAGAUCCAAGCGCCCACCAGCUCCAAGAGAUCGCAGCAACACGCCAAGGUGGUGCCAUGGAUGCGCAAGACCGAAUACAUUUCCACCGAAUUCAACCGCUAUGGCGUCUCCAACGAGAAACCUGAGGUCAAGAUUGGCGUCUCAGUGAAGCAGCAGUUCACAGAGGAAGAGAUCUACAAAGAUCGUGACAGCCAGAUUGCCGCCAUCGAGAAAACCUUCGAGGACGCCCAAAAAGCGAUCACGCAGCACUACAGCAAACCCCGCGUCACCCCCAUCGAGGUCAUGCCCGUCUUCCCCGACUUCAAGAUGUGGAUCAACCCCUGCGCCCAAGUCAUCUUCGACUCGGACCCGGCGCCUAAAGACACCAGUGGCGCAGCCGCGCUCGAGAUGAUGUCACAGGCCAUGAUCAGGGGAAUGAUGGACGAGGAGGGGAACCAGUUCGUGGCGUAUUUCUUGCCGGUGGAGGAGACGCUGCGCAAGCGGAAGCGGGACCAGGAGGAGGAGAUGGAUUACGCCCCCGAAGAUGUAUAUGACUAUAAGAUCGCCCGGGAGUACAACUGGAACGUGAAGAACAAAGCCAGCAAGGGCUACGAGGAGAAUUAUUUUUUCAUCUUCCGCGAGGGUGACGGCGUCUACUACAAUGAGUUGGAGACCAGGGUGCGGCUGAGCAAGCGGCGCGCGCGGGCGGGGGUGCAGUCGGGCACCAACGCAGUGCUGGUGGUGAAACACCGCGACAUGAACGAGAAGGAGCUGGAGGCCCAGGAAGCACGGCGGGCGCAGCUGGAGAACCACGAGCCGGAGGAAGAGGAAGAGGAGGAGAUGGAGGCUGAGAAGGAAGCGGCAGGAUCAGACGAAGAGCGGGAGAAAGGCAGCGAGAGCGAGGGAGGAGCGAGUGGCGAGGAAGAGGAGGCUGAAGGCUCCGGGAGCAGCAGCGAGCGGGGGGGCUCGGCCCGCAGCGAGGAAGAGGAGGAGGAAGAGGAGGACGAGGCUGAAGAGGAGGAAGAGGAAGAGGAGGAGGAAGAAGGCAGGGGGAGCAACCGGCGGGGGGGCAGCGAUGCCGCCCGGGCUGCCCGCGAUCAGGAGGAAAUCUUUGGCAGCGACAACGACGAGGAAGAGGAGGAAGAAGAGGAAGAGGAAGAGGAGGAAGGGGGGGGCGCCCCUCCCCGCAGCCCCCACCUCAGCCCCAGCGACGCCUCCGACGACGCCUCCGACGACGACGACACCCCCAGCGAUGCCUCCGACUCCUCCAGCGACUGAGCGGGGGGAUUCUCCGGCGGCUCGUAGUGAGGUUGAGCCUGCACCCCCCCAUCCCCGUUUUGGGGCAAAAACCAGGCACUUUGGGUUCUUUUGGGUGGUUUUUUGGGUUUUUUUUUUUUCUCUUUAAUAACGUAGUCAUGGUUACCAGCCAUAGUCAUAACAAAAGUUAUUCAUAAUAAAAUGUAUCUAAAA
This is a messenger RNA of Grus americana (Whooping crane), 1877 nucleotides long. RefSeq names its product PAF1 homolog, Paf1/RNA polymerase II complex component (gene PAF1). Gene Ontology annotation, molecular function: RNA polymerase II complex binding; chromatin binding. Gene Ontology annotation, cellular component: Cdc73/Paf1 complex. The record is from RefSeq and is a predicted model, not a curated record. The transcript is spliced from 14 exons. Lineage: Eukaryota; Metazoa; Chordata; Aves; Gruiformes; Gruidae. Gene Ontology annotation, biological process: transcription elongation by RNA polymerase II. Bases 96 to 1685 code for a protein of 529 amino acids.